AUGCCGUCGACCGCCUCGACCGUCAUUUCGACCGUGGUCGACUACGGUCGAUUCAUUGGAUUGGGGCUGGCAUUGAUUCUUGCCCUUGCUACAAUACUUGUCGGUUUUGUAGGCACUUUUGGGCCACAUUGGGCAUUUGCUCUUAUGACUGUGGUCGCUUGGAAUGUGCUUACCGUAUUUCAAGGCUUCAUAGAGUACAUACAUCUGCGAAGGGACAUGGAAGAUGUGGAUUGGUAUUUCAAAAAUUUGAAAAUCAAAAUCCCUGCCGAGAAGACGUUGGGCUGGUUUCCAUGGUGGGAGACAAUUAUCGUUAUCAGUUUGGCACUUUGGUUUUGGCACCCGUUUUAUGCAGCGAUUUUGACAUUGUGUAUCCUUGUCUUGUACUCCUACACCUUCCUGGACCUGCUCCAGAAGCGUCUAGAAGAGAUCUACGAGGUCAGCGAAGUCAUGUACAAGCAAAUGGAUUAUUUCUUAAAAUUGCAAAAAUUCCAAGAAGAAAGUGGAGAUUUCUAUAUUGUCGACGAUGUCGAAGUAGAAGAAGAAGCGGGAAAUUCAAAAAGUCCAAUAAAUCCAAAAGUAGAUGGAGUUUUUAAAAAUCCCUUUAAUUGGUCCAGAUGCAUGUUCUUGAUUGGGGUACUUUUGAUAGAGAGUCAAUGGAUCGGAUGGGAUUAUUUUGCGUGUAUCCUUGUCUUGUACUCCUACAUCUUCUUGGACCAGCUCCAGAAGCGUCUAGAAGAAAUCCACGAGGCCCAUGAUGUCAUCACUCGGCAAAUGGAGAAAUUCCGGAAAUUCCAAGAAGAAAUUGACGAUUUCGAUGUUGUCGAGGAAGCGGAGGAAGCGGGAAAUUCAAAAAUUCCAAAAAUCGAAAAAAUUGAAAUUCUCGAAAAUCCCCUAAACUGGGCCAUAUGCAUCUUCUUGUUUGUGGUUCUUGCAGCAGAGAGUCAAUCUUGGGGAUUCGACGGUUUUGCGCUCCUUUUCCUUGCCUACACAUUCCAUCAAACAAAUAUCAUGAUGGAAUUCCACCGGAUUCGAUCGAUUUUCAAAUGCUACGAUCUGGAAGUUUUCGAAUAUCAAAAGGAGAUUAAUCAGUUCAAAAAGAGCUGGAAAAAUUGA
Messenger RNA from Caenorhabditis briggsae, 1113 nucleotides. The transcript is spliced from 5 exons. NCBI's taxonomy places the organism in Eukaryota, Metazoa, Nematoda, Chromadorea, Rhabditida, Rhabditidae. The record is from RefSeq and is a predicted model, not a curated record. Bases 1 to 1113 code for a protein of 370 amino acids.